AUGACGAUUUCCCGCCUGGUGAACGUCAGGCGGUUUACCGCGCAAUUUAUUCACGGCGGGAUGUUCGGGUAUUCAGGAAUGAUCCGAUUCCUCCGGCAAACGCUGGCCCGCAUAAUCCAGGCAGCCCACCACGGCCCGUCGGUGGGUUUCAUGCAACCGUGGGACUUCAUCAUCGUUGGUGACACCAAAGUGCGCGGGCAAGUAAAAGACCUAUUCGACCGGGAGCGUCAGGCCGCCGCCCAGUUCUUCGACGAACCCCGUCGUUCCCAAUAUCUGGAAUUGAAGCUCGAAGGGAUCAUGGAAUCACCGGUGAACCUGUGCAUUACGUGCGACCCUACCAGGGCUGACGAGGUAUUGGGGCGGAACUCGAUGCCGGAGACGGAUGUUUAUUCCACGUGCUGCGCCGUGCAGAACCUUUGGCUGGCAGCGCGGUCGGAAGGAGUGGGAGUGGGCUGGGUCAGCAUCCUGAAAACGCCCUCAACUGCGGCGGCUGCUGGGCAUACCACCCCACAUCAUCCCCGUGGCUUAUCUCUGCCUCGGAUAUCCGGUCGAAUUCGCCACCCAGCCGUUGCUCCAGUCAGUGGGUUGGCGGGAGCGCCUGCCGCUAGCCGAUCUAGUGCACUACGACGGUUGGGAUGCGCAGCCGGACUCCGGUAUUUGGGAAGAAGUGCGGGCGGCGUUGAUCGGUGUGAACGGCGCUUCUCCCGGCGAGGAACCACUGCCUGA
This is a messenger RNA of Geodia barretti, 726 nucleotides long. The record is from the annotation of a GenBank genome assembly. NCBI's taxonomy places the organism in Eukaryota, Metazoa, Porifera, Demospongiae, Tetractinellida, Geodiidae.